Molecule: messenger RNA, 637 nt
Organism: Orycteropus afer afer
Lineage: Eukaryota; Metazoa; Chordata; Mammalia; Tubulidentata; Orycteropodidae
Gene: FANCD2OS
Product: FANCD2 opposite strand
Source: RefSeq, a predicted model, not a curated record
CAAUGGCGGGAUACCAGCUUUGGUCACCAUGGACCCCACUGGAUGAGAGCUUUCAAUGGCUGCGGCAUACAACACCUACACCUUCUUCUAAACACCCCUUCAGGGCCUCCCCCUGCUUCCCACACACUCCUUCUGACCUUGAAGUGCAGCUGUGUUUUCAAGAGGUCACUCUAGUCCUAGACAGCCCAUUUCUGGAAACUGGAGUGAGUCCCAAGUUACCCUGCCACACGUCACAGUUCCGAACCAUGAACAACAAGAAAGGGCUGGUUAGGAAGCCCCAACCUGUCCGUCUCAGUGGAGUAGAUUCUGUCUUUGGCAGGGUCAUCACUGUUCAGCCACCAAAGUGGACUGGGACCUUCAGAGUUUCAGACAAGUCAGCCUUUUGCAAAAUCAUCAGUCAGGAGCACCGGUGGCCCACUGGACUUAAGGAGCCUCAGAUUCAGAUGACUGUGACUAUGUGCAAACAGAUGCUGCGCUCUAUCCUCUUGUUGUAUGCAACAUAUAAGAAGUGCACCUUCGCCUUGCAACACUCCAAGUAAAGGAUCUCCACCUGAUUCCCAGUUCUCACACCAUGGCCUUUAGUAUGUGCCUGAAGCUUGCAGAACCUGCUCAUGUAAACAAAACUGUGACACCAGCC